GGGAUUGAAACGAUUAACAGUUGGCGCAAGAAAUCAAUAUCAGCGCAAGAAACUGUUGGCUAUCUUUUAUUAAAUUGUAUAUUUCUAGUGAAGCACGCCGCCUUAGUAGGUCUCUCAUCGAAUACUUUUUGUUUUUAUCUGCAUUCCUCGAAAUUAAUUUUUUUAACUUUUCCUAUCCCUUAUAAUUCCGCCAUUCCUAGUUCUUCCGUAUGCGCACUAAAAAUUGUGGCGACUGAGCGGGCCAAGAUAGUCCAAUGAAUUUCAAAUGAAGUUGGGGCGAGUUGGAUCCUGUUCCAAAGAAAACCGGUACAACUACGGCUCUGCGCAACUUUCACGACAAAAGAAAUCAGUGAGCUUAAUACCGCCCGAAGGAACCAGAAGAAUUUCAAGAUAGGCGACUAUGACCCCAUCAGCUGUACGCCAAACAAUGCCAAUGCUUUUGUACUUGCCAAAUAGGAAUACGUACUCGUAAUUUAUCUACUUCCAUGUUAGGGCAGGGAUUAAUGUAAAGAUUGCUCUGAACCCUUCUGGGUGCAGUCUCUAGUCCGCCUAGAAAUAUACCUAUAUAUUUAAUUACUUAUUUAACCGAUUUAAUCCGUGGAACCUUCACCACCCAUUUUCGAGCUGGCAAAGCAUUACCCUCCUCACGAGCAAGUCGAAAUCAAUCCCGAAAUAGUCGGGAGACUCCUUCUUGUAUUGAACCCUAACUCCGCACAGGGUCCUGAUCGACUUCACCCGUCAUUCCUCAAGAUGCUAGCAGCAAACAUUGCUAAGCCGAUACCUCAAGUUUUCUGACCUUCGCUUGCAGACGGACGCAUACCACCUGGCUGGAAAGUAGGAUUGUAAUACCUAAGUACAAAGUGAAAACCGGCACGAUCCUGCAAAAGAUCGACCGAUAUGCCUGAUGUCUGUAAUUUGCAAGCUCAUGGAACGGAUCAUCAAGCACGCCCUCCAAACCCACUGCGAAUGCCUGUGUGCCAUCUCCACCGCUCAGCACAGAUGCCGCAGGGCGCGCUCCUGCACCCCUAACCUGCUGAUUGCCAGAAAAACGUGGGUCAAAACGGUAGAGGAUCGGAGACUCCUAGAUGUUCUCUACAUUGACUUCAGCAUAUUCUUUGACAAAGUCCCACAUAAAUGACUUCUGCUCCAAGUCCAGGGACUUGGCGUCACCAGGAACGUCCUUGCAUGGGUUGCGGACUUCUUGAGAGAUCGGACAAUUCAAGUGGAGGUGGACCCACCGCUGUCUGGCUCUAUGUAGUUGACAAGCGGUAUCCCACAAGGCACCGACCUUGAACCGGAACAUUUCAGGCUCUAUAUUAAUGACCUUUCUGCAGAUCUUCAAGCGGACUGCUUGGUCUACGCUGAUGACCUUAUUCUAUUGUAAAAAGUACCUAGUCUUGUGGACGCGGACACACUCCAAACGGCGCUGGACCAGUUGCACGAAUGGCUCGUCAAGUGGCAGUUACCCGUUAACCACGACAAAUGUGCUGUUCUUCCGAUCGGUAAUCCGGGUUCAUACGGUGUAUACCACAUUUGUGAAUAUCUCCUCAAGGAUGUUCUCCACGAGAAGGAUGUGGAGGUUAUCUUGUCAUAUUACCUUAAAACUUCCCAAAACAAGUUGAGAAAGGUCACGGCCGCAAACAGGAUGCUGAAUGCUCUACGCAGGGCUUUCUCCAGUACUACUCAGGCAAUUUUUGGCAUUCUGUUCCCAUUACAUAUCCGCCUAUCCGUUGCAGGUAGCUCAGCUGCCAUGCAAAUGUUGUAUCUAUUUUUUCUUUGUGCAGCUGCAUUAUAUGUCCCUCAAGCAAACCUCCAAACCACCCACUGCCUUGUGGGUCAGGCUAUUGAGCCAAAGGCUCCGGGUGGAGUCCCUCAAGCAAACCUCCGAAGCACAACGACCACCUUGCGUGCGAUUGCCCACCAAUGCAAUCGUAUGCCUGCGCGCAAAGCAAUCAGCAUCGGGUGCUGGAACGUGCGCACACUACUGGACCGGAACUCCAGCGAGCGCCCGGAGCGAAGCACUGCACUGGUCGCGAUGGAGCUGGCGCGCUACCACAUCGAUAUUGCGGCGCUCAGUGAAACUCGGCUCGCUGAGCAAAGUAAGUUACAUGAAGCAGGUGCUGGCUACACAUUCUACUGGGUGGGGAACGCCGCCUCAGCACCACGUGAACAUGGGGUCGGAUUUGCAAUAUCCGAUCGCCUCCAUGGCCAGUUGGUGGGUGAACCAACGGGCAUCAGCGCGCGACUGAUGACUGUUCGCCUACGACUCGGAAGAGGUAAGUUUGCUACUUUUAUAAGCACGUACAGUCCGACAAUGUGUUAUCCUGAUGACACGCGUGAUCAGUUCUACACUGAGCUAUCCUCCGUGAUACGGUCUGUGCCGAGGAGUGACCGACUAUUUCUGCUGGGUGACUUCAACGCGCGCGUUGGGCGUGAUGCAUCAGCGUGGACAGAUGUUAUCGGUGCGCAUGGCAUUGGUUCAGCGAAUGCGAACGGUGACAGGCUGCUCUCACUGUGUGCCACUCACGGCCUGACGAUCACGAACACUCGGUUUGCACUGAGUGCGAGUGAUAUAGCAACUUGGACGCACCCACGGAGUGGUCACGCUCACCUGCUCGACUAUGUCAUCGUACGUCAGCGUGAUAUGCGUGAAGUGCGCAUGACACGUGUACUGCAUGGAGCUGAGUGUAGCACUGGUCACAAGUUGGUUGGGACCAAACUGUACAUAUAUUUUCGUAAAUCGAUGUAUUGCACUCCCGCCGUGAAUCGGCGUAAAUUUAACAUUCUCUCCCUCGGUACCGGGGCGAAACGUACUGAGCUGGAGAAGGCGAUGGCUGCACGCCUGUGUGGUGAUGUGGACUGCAUAGCCACAGUGGGCGACCUGUGGCACCACAUUCGCGACCAGGUGACAGCUGCUGCCGAGGAGACCAUCGGGCGCGCAAACUGUAAACGGCCUGAUUGGUUUGAUGACAACAAUGUGACGAUUGGCGCAUUGGUGUCGGAGAAGAAUGCAGCAUUUGCUGCACAUGUUGCAGAUCCCAGUGACUUGGGGAAGAGGAGUCAGUUUCGCAAACUUCGACAGCGACUGACCCGAGAGCUCCGUCGCAUUAAAAAUGCAUGGUGGACGGAGAAGGCAAAGCAGAUGGAAUGCUACGCCGAACGCCGCCAACACGAGGAAUUCUUUGACUCCUUGAACGCGGUGUGUGGACCGAGAUUGGAGCCGCUGAGGACACUGAUCGAUGGUAGUUCAGGCGCUACCUGCACCCAGACUGCAGACAUAAUGCAGGUUUGACGGAAACACUUUGACUGUCUCUUGAACAACCGUUCAGAGAUCGACUGGCCUACAUUGAACGGCCUCAAGCAGCACGAUGUGAAGGCGGAUCUGGCGGAUACGCCGACACUGGAUGAGACGCAGAGAGCACUUGCUCAGCUGCGAAACGGCAAAUGUGCCGGAGGUGACGGGAUCCCACCUGAAGUAUUGAAACACGGUGGACCCGUGUUGUUGACUGCACUGCACCACUUGGUGAAACGCGUGUGGAUUGAGAAGGAGGUGCCUGCUGAGCUGAAGGAUGCCCUUGUGCUACCACUGUACAAGGGCAAAGGGAGCAAGCAAUGUUGCACGAAUUAUCGUGGCAUCAACUUGCUGAGUUGUGUGGGCAAGGUGAUUGCCCGAAUCCUGCUCAAUCGCC
Dicrocoelium dendriticum is the source of this 3689-nucleotide messenger RNA. NCBI's taxonomy places the organism in Eukaryota, Metazoa, Platyhelminthes, Trematoda, Plagiorchiida, Dicrocoeliidae. The record is from the annotation of a GenBank genome assembly.